This is a messenger RNA of Paramecium sonneborni, 765 nucleotides long. NCBI's taxonomy places the organism in Eukaryota, Ciliophora, Oligohymenophorea, Peniculida, Parameciidae. The record is from the annotation of a GenBank genome assembly.
UAAAUAUUUCUUAAUGGGCAAUUUAUUUGGUAAAAGUGAUAAACAGAAAAAACAAAAAUAACAACAGCAAUCUUCUUACCCAACAAAAUCUUAAUUUCCAUCUCAAAAGAAGGAAUUGAGUGAGGGUGAAAAAAUGAGAAUGAAAUUGUAACAUCAUAGAGAUGAAUUGAGAAAUAAAAGAAAACAGAUUGAUUUAUAAAUUGAAACCUAUGAAAAAGAAUUAAGAGUACAACCAAAUUAAUUAUGAUAGACAUUAAUCUAACAAAAUAAAAGAGAUUAGGCUAAGUUUGUAUUAUAGAGAAAAUUAUUGUAUGACAAGUUUCUUGAUAAUAUUAUGGAGAAGGAAUAAAUUAUAGAAAAAUCUAUUAUUUCUGUAGAUUAAAUGCAAUCUGUAAUAUUGAUUUUAAUUAAUAGGAUAAAGAAAUGGCAGAUGUUAUUAAUUAAACAAAUGAAGUCAUGAAAGAUAUCUAAGCUUCCAUAGAUUAAGAUAAGUUAAGAGAUGCUUUUGCAGAUAUGUAAGAAUAGUAAUAGAGAAACUAAGAAAUGAAUUAAAUGUAUCAACAAUAUAAAAUUGGUGAUGAAGAUGAAAUUAAUGAAUUAUAUGGAAAAUAUGAAUAAUAGAUUUUUAAUACUAAACCAAUUUAACAAGUUCAAUAAACUUAAUUUGUACCAUUGCAAUAAUAAUAAUAAUAACAAUAACAAUAAUAAAAAUAAUAACAAUAAUAAUAAAAUGAAUAUUCAGAUAAAUUGGCAAUGUUAGAAUGA